Silurus meridionalis is the source of this 1348-nucleotide messenger RNA. RefSeq names its product immunoglobulin lambda-1 light chain-like. The transcript has 6 exons. Bases 103 to 1080 code for a protein of 325 amino acids. The record is from RefSeq and is a predicted model, not a curated record. NCBI's taxonomy places the organism in Eukaryota, Metazoa, Chordata, Actinopteri, Siluriformes, Siluridae.
GCCCACCCACUGCACUAUAUGUAGCAGCAGCCUUACAUUUGCACUCUUAAAGCCAUUCUCAUGAACACACUCGUGAGGUCUUUUGCCCAAAAUUGAACCAAUAUGUCCAAUAUAUCAACUACAUGCUUUCUGCUGUCUCUAAUAGGUUGCAUCAGUGCACAGUUUAUGCAGCAGGCGCAAUGGGAACUGGCCCGCAAAAGCAGGAGUAAGCGCAUCAGCUGCACUGUGGACGGGUCUAUCUCACUCUCCUCCACUGUUAUUCACUGGUACAGACAGAAACCAGGAGAAGCCCUCCAGCGCAUUUUGCACUUUGCAGCUGGAGCUUCAACAGCCACACCCGAAACAGAAUUUUCCCGUAGAUUUAGCGGUGGGAAAAAAGACAAAACGUUGUCCCUGACCAUCACAGGUGUUAUCGAGGAAGACGCCGCAAAUUACUACUGCGCGUUGUACAGGGGCGAGAAUGAAAAAGUCUUCAGCUCAGGCACCAGACUGUAUGUUGCAGAUAAAGUGUACGUAAGUCCCAAAGUGUCCGCAUACCCAGUGUCCAGGCCACAAGGUGAAAAUCGCGUGUUGCUUUGCGAGGCCAGAGGUAUGUUCCCGGACAUGGUGAAAUUCAAUUGGAAAAUGGAAGAUCAGAGUGGAAAAAAAGUGGAUCUAAACGAUAAUGAGAAGUUGGAGCAGAGAGACGAGGGUCAGGAGGUCAAACUAACCAGCAUGCUCAUCGUAAACAAAGAGAAAGCCAAGACCAAUAAAUUCACCUGCUCUGUUCAACACGGAAGCAAAGAACAGAGUGUUGACAUUCCAAGAUCCCAGCAACAAGAUGACGAGAAACCUGCUACUGUUAAACCUUGUCCAACCCCAAAGGCAAAAGAACAAAAGCAAGCAGAGAAAGAGGAGGAAGUGGAAGAGAUGGAAAAACCUACAUAUGGUGUGACUGAACUGAAACACAGUCUGAAUCUGUUCAGUGUGACAUAUGUGAUACUGCUGCUGAAAAAUGUGCUGUAUUUCUGCACAGUCUCUGUUUUACUGUAUAAAAGAAACGCCGCAAACAAGAAGAUGCUCCGAAGCAAGGCACGCUGAUUAGACCAUCAGCACAACAAACUGAAAGAGUUUUAUUUUCUUAAUGCAACUUUUGUCCUAGUUACUCUGAUAAAAACUUUUUUCAUUUCACUAUUUCCUCAUAACAGGCAAUCAUUUUUAUAUCAAGUCUUCAGACAAAACACUUUUCUUAUUUUCUUUGAAUUAGUUAAUAAUAGUUUAGUGCUUUAAUUAUGAUAGCAUUUAAUCUUUGGGUUUUACUCUGUAUGAAUGACUGAGAUGCUCAUUAAUAAAUUACUACAAAAAUCAA